AUGAAUAAGGUUGACAUUUUAAUGCCUGAGCCCAUCUCUUUGAUGGAUGACGAGUCUCAAGUGCGCAAUUUGAAUCAGAUUUACAGUCUUCAAAGAUGCCAGGUUAGUGAUUGCACUAUAGUUAAUGGGGAAAACGGUACAAAGUUUGCAGUUUGGAAGAUAACAUUACUACUACAUCCCCAAGAUACUGCUUCACAACAGGUUUAUUACCCCCGAGUGGAAACGUUCAGACGUUACAGUGAUUUUUGUCAAUUAAGAGAGCAGUUGAUAAAACGUUGUAUCGAUGAGCAGAGACCCAACAUAGAUGUACCUGAGUUACCACCGGGUGUGAAAUGGUACGAUGUGUGGCGUUACCAAGAAAUCAAUUUGAACCGUAAGUGGUUGUCGAAGAGACGUCAAGGAUUAGAAUUCUUCCUAAACCACGUUCUCUUGAAUGGGGAACUGAUAUCACUAGCAAGAGACCUAGUGGUGAAAUUUCUAGAGCCACCACAAACGGACUAA
This is a messenger RNA of Zygosaccharomyces rouxii, 501 nucleotides long. It is a transcript of the gene YPT35, whose product is annotated as Ypt35p. The record is from RefSeq and is a predicted model, not a curated record. The coding region runs from base 1 to 501 and encodes 166 amino acids. Gene Ontology annotation, molecular function: phosphatidylinositol-3-phosphate binding. NCBI's taxonomy places the organism in Eukaryota, Fungi, Ascomycota, Saccharomycetes, Saccharomycetales, Saccharomycetaceae. The transcript has a single exon.